AUGGCAUCAUCUCCAAAUCCUACUGAUCAGAACUUCAUUGUAGUGGAUUUCCACUACAAUGGUCAGUUUGCACCCAAUCCCUUAGUUUACUUUGAUCCCAACAGAGCAUCAGUGCGAGAUGUUGACUUCAGUGGGUUUGGGUAUGAGCAAUUCAUGGAAUUCCUUCACAAGCUCACCAACUCGAGAAGCAAAGACAUCUAUUUCUGCCUUCCACAAGAGUCUUUAGGUCUUGGAAUUCAUACACUGGUGAACAACGGUGAUUACAAGGAAUUUUUGGAUUUGGCGUAUGCUAAUGACAAGAGAAUGAAUGUAUAUGUGGAUCACCAUAAUGAACCUAUCUUCGACUGGAUUGAGGCUGAGGAAAGUGAAAGUGAAAACGAAGACUUAGAUGAAGAUGAGGAUUCAGUUAUUCAAGAUUCAUAUUCUGUUGAUCAUGAAGAAGAUGAUGCUACCUAUCCAUUUCCAGCAAACAAAACUGCACGUGAUAGAUUUUUAAACAUCCUUUGUGAACCUAUAGAGAGUGAAGAUCAAGAUGAUGAAUACGUGCCACCCCAGUACCCUGUGUAUGAUGAGAGACAGCCAUGGGAUCAGAUGAAACCAAUUAUAGGUAUGCGAUUUUCUAACCCUACUGAGCUUAAACAUAUGUUAAGCAAUUAUGCAGUUGCUAAUGGGUAUGAUCUAUGGUUUGAAAAAAAUGACUCUGAUAGAUUGUUAGUGAAAUGUUGCAAAAAGAAUAAGUCACCAUCUUGCCCUUUCAGACUAUGGGCCUCCUGGAUGGGUAAAGAAAAGACUUUUCAGAUCAAAUCUCUAGUGAAUGAACAUAAUUGUUGUAGGGUGUUUAAGUUUGGGUCAAUUGUAACUUAUAGAUGGAUAGGGAAACAUUUUAUGAGUCAAAUUAUAGAGAACCCCAAAAUGAGUGCAAGGAAGAUGAAAGCUAAAGUGUCAACAACAUUCAACAUAAAUGUGAGUGUGGGGCAAUGCAGAAAUGCAAAGAAAUUUGCAUUACAAGAGAUUGAAGGAAGUUUAAUUGAACAUUAUGGGAGAUUGUGGUCAUAUGGUGAGGAAAUUAUCAGGUCAAAUCCUGGGUCUACUGUGAGAUUGGAUGUAGACAUCAUGCCAGAUUCCACAACUUUGUUUUCUAAGUUUUAUGUGUGUUUCAAAGCUUUAGAGGAAAAAGUUAUUUCAGCUGUUGGGAGAGAUGCAAACAACCACAUUUACCCUUUAGCAUGGGCUGUGGUAUGUGUUGAGAAUAAAGAAACAUGGAAGUGGUUCAUAGAUUUGCUUAUGGAUGACAUUAAUGGUGGUCUUGGUGCAGGCAUUACCCUUCUUUCUGAUGGACACAAGGGGUUAUUACAAGCAGUUAAGGAAAGAUGUCCAGAAGCUGAACAUAGACAAUGUGCUAGACACAUUCUGGCCAAUUUUAAUAAAAGGUUUACUGGUCAACAAUACAUAAAGUUAUUUUGGAGGGCUGUAAGGGCUAGUACUGUGGAGAAGUUCAGAGGUGUAAUGGAGAACAUCAAAUCUAUUGAUACUCAUGCUUAUGAUUACCUUAUAGACAGAGAUCCUACUACCUGGUCUAAGGCAUUCUUUCAAAAGGAAGAGACUGUGAUGCAGUGGAGAAUGGGGAUAUACACUCAAAGAGUUGAAGGAAUGGAAUGGGAUUUGCUUAUAUGUCCAACUAUUAGGAAGCGUAUAGAACAUCUGAAGGUUAAACAGAGAUUGUGGGGAGUUACUCCUUGUGGUUAUCAAAAGUAUGAGGUUAGAUUCACUGAUGUUGCAUAUGGAGUGGAUCUAAUUGCAAAGAAGUGUGCCUGUAGAAUAUGGCAACUUACAGGGAUACCAUGCUUACAUGGAGUGGCAGCAAUAUCUUACUUAAAUCAUGAUGCUGAGGCAUAUGUGUCCCAAUCAUACACUACUGAGGCUUACCUAAAAUGCUACAAAUAUAGCAUUAAUCCUCUCAAUAGUAGUGAAAUGUGGCCAGAUGUUCCAUACCAUAAGCCUUUGCCUCCCAAAAGAAGAAGAUUACCUGGUAGGCCAUCUGUGAAAAGGAAGAGGGAUGCAAUUGAACGAGAGUUGAGUGGAUCAAUACCAAGUUCAUCCAGGGGUAGUGGAGCAGACCCAAGUUUAUCUAGGGGCAAUGAAGGACCACCACCUCCACCACCACCACCUGCGGCCCCCAUGCCAAGAAGAAGGGUCCCAGUUAGUAGAAGUGGAAGAAGGAAAUAUUCUGAACGGAUUAUCAAACAAGCAUUAAGGAGGCAGAUACCUGGGGUUGGGAGCAAUGCAGAUAACCCUUCAGUUAUUGAUUAA
This is a messenger RNA of Lactuca saligna, 2310 nucleotides long. NCBI's taxonomy places the organism in Eukaryota, Viridiplantae, Streptophyta, Magnoliopsida, Asterales, Asteraceae. The record is from the annotation of a GenBank genome assembly.